AGUGCUCUAGCCUGGACAUUCCAGAAAAGGACAGGGAGGAGCUGAGAUGGCCUUCUUCAAUUUAUAUCUACUGGGAUAUCAAAAUGCCUUUCGGCACAAGAAAAGGGACACAACUGAAGAAACAAACCAGAAGGAAUUGUUGCCCACGAGGUUUCCCUCGAUUAUCUCAAAAGAUGGGAAUUAUUCUGUGCACCAGAAUAGCCACACAAGGUACCACCAAGCUGUACGGAAGGUGUUGUUAAAGACAUUCCCCAAUCAAGUCUUCAGAGUCCCCUUGACUGAUGCUCAGAACUUCAGCUUCUGGAGGUCCCAGGAUCCAGGAGUGCGCCUGGAGGAAACCACGCCGUGGAUCCGGAGCCCUCGCCACUGCCUCAUUAAAAGCCCAAUGACCAGGUUUAUGGAUCACUCUAUCCUCAGUGACAGACUCUUCAGUCUGUAUUGAGCAGGACGUGUUUGCUGAAGGACAGGAUGGACUGUGGAAGAAGGUGACCUGGUUCU
Molecule: messenger RNA, 498 nt
Organism: Molossus molossus (Pallas's mastiff bat)
Lineage: Eukaryota; Metazoa; Chordata; Mammalia; Chiroptera; Molossidae
Gene: SPMIP11
Product: testis expressed 49
Exons: 4
Coding region: 47-442 (131 amino acids)
Source: RefSeq, a predicted model, not a curated record